UUACGGUGGCUUGUGUUGUGUUUUUACUCAAGUGGUGUAGUGGAGAAAAGUGCAGUGGAGAAGUGGGAUCAAUAAUUGCAGAAAAUUUGAGCUUGCAGAUUGGAGUCAAUUGCGUAAUCAGAAUUUUUACAUAAUGGACAACAAAGAAGUCUCAGAUACAGACCAAAUAAUACCAAAACCUUCACAGCUAAGGUAUUUAGAAUAUGUAGACAAAUUUCCGCCAAACAUUGAGGAAUUUAAGCCUUUGAUGUUGUUACAAGAUGGGGAAUUAGAAGACAUCAUUAAUGAAGUUGAUGACCGUAACAAUAUUGAAGAAAUACUGAAAAGGGCCUAUGUACUUGUGGCUUCAAAAAUGAAAACUUUGGCUACAAAAAGUGACAGUGAAGUCCUCAAAAAUCUAUUAUCGAACCGCCCUGAACUGAGGCGUAUGAGAAAUGAAGGUUUAAUUAAGGACCUGCCACAAUGGCUUCAGGAAAAAAUAGAUAUAUAUUUGAAAUUGUCUUCCGAUGAAGACUCUCCCGAUGAAAAUUCUUCCGAUGAGAAAUCUCCCGAUGAAAAUUCUUCCGAUGAGGACUCUCCCGAUGAAAAUUCUUCCGAUGAGGACUCUCCCGAUGAAAAUUCUUCCAAUGAGGACUCUCCCGAUGAAAAUUCUUCCGAUGAGGAUUCUCCCGAUGAAAAUCCUUCCGAUGAAAAUUCUUCCGAUGAGGACUCUCCCGAUGAAAAUUCUUCCAAUGAGGACUCUCCCGAUGAAAAUUCUUCCGAUGAGAAAUCUCCCGAUGAAAAUUCUCCCAAUGAAAAUUCUUCCGAUGAGAAAUCUCCUGAUGAAAAUUCUUCCGAUGAGGACUCUCCCGAUGAUGAUUCUUCCAAUGAGGAUUCUUCAGAAAGCGAAGAUGAGAUUUCUACCUUGUAUAACAAUUUACCGGGAGAAAAAUAUGUUAUUGGCUUCAAAGAUGAUUGUUUUCGAUUGCUGUCAGAAUUCAGUAAAUCGAAAAAUCAAAAUUUCGUAGAUUUUGCUAAAGUAUGGAGGAAAAUGGGAUUCUCCGCGAUAUCCAUAUUAUAUGAUUUGCAUGAAGAAGCAGGCUUAGAAGAUCAUGGGGAAUUCUUGAAUCACGCUGUACCGGAAAUGUUUCUUAUUGCAAAAACGUUCAUGCUUCCUGAAUAUCCGAAGUCUUAUAGGAAAGGUGCACUUUACCUGUUAUAUGCUCUGUAUUACAAACAGCCAAUAAAUACGGACGACGCAUUAGUUGAUGGGCCUUUUGCGGUAACAUUCGAUUUGACUGAGUUCUGUCUCUUUCAUCAAAUACUUGAUGGUGAAACAGAGGCAGGAAAAAAAGAACUACAACAAGUUUAUGAUCGAAUGAUGAACGAUGGUGCCAUCUCACCUAUAAUACCAUUGCAUGAACCAGCAGAUUAUGUUAAUGAAAAUGAUUUGAGAGCGUGGUAUUUCACAAGGUUGCUACAAGAACACGGUCAAUCCGGUGACUUGAAUAAGUCGAUUGCUGACUAUUUCUUUGACAUUUGUCUGUUCAUUAAGGAUUUUGUGGGGCUCUCUUCUGGAAACCAACAUUCCAACAUGCCAGAAGGCGAAACCAAGGUCAAAACUGUAAGGGAUUACUUGAAUGAGAUUCCUGAUCCACUUCGAACCCCAGACCAACUUCCAUCUACUUCUUCUCAAGAUUGCAUUAUGGAAGUAGAAAAAGACGGAGUGGAGGGGCUGGAAUGUAAUGCACUUGAAGAGCUCGAAAGUGCACUUGGAGAUCUGAAAUGUGAAGAGGUGGAGACUGAUGAGAAAUAAGGAACCAGGUCACACAGUCAGCCUACCAGGCAAUAAAUAAUCAUCAUUAGUAUUAUAAGGUUACUCAGGUAUUAUAAUAAGGUCGCUCACUUCAUCACCUGGCAUUGUUUUAGCCACGUUUCGGCUACCAGUGUGGUUGUAACUAAAUAAUAAAGCUGUUUUGAUACUUU
Nilaparvata lugens (brown planthopper) is the source of this 1965-nucleotide messenger RNA. RefSeq lists its product as uncharacterized. Gene Ontology annotation, biological process: snRNA transcription by RNA polymerase II; snRNA transcription by RNA polymerase III. The record is from RefSeq and is a predicted model, not a curated record. The transcript is spliced from 6 exons. Bases 134 to 1795 code for a protein of 553 amino acids. Gene Ontology annotation, molecular function: sequence-specific DNA binding. Lineage: Eukaryota; Metazoa; Arthropoda; Insecta; Hemiptera; Delphacidae. Gene Ontology annotation, cellular component: snRNA-activating protein complex.